CCGCUUCCGGUGACAUCAGGCCCAGAUCACGUCACUCAUUUCCACGCAACUAGCGGCUGGCGCGAAACGUUUUUGACGUCCGGGAUGGAUGAAGGCUUCCACCUGCCCUCUGACACAGGACGGCUAAUACUGCGAUCCCUCAGUGAGCGAACGUCCUUGCUGAAACAUGUCUGUGUGAAAAAGUAACUUGCUCAGUUACAAAGAAAUUCUGGUCGCUCUUUUGCAAAGACUCUCUCCUCAACGGAACACUUGUUUGCUCACAUAGAAAGUCCAUCUGUGUGAGUUUACGCUCCUGCUUGCAACUUCUCCGUUGUAGUCUCAUAUCUCAAAGACCUCUCAAACUUGAAGAAAUAUGCGUGAGUGUAUCUCGGUGCACGUGGGUCAGGCCGGUGUUCAGAUUGGAAACGCCUGCUGGGAGCUUUACUGCCUGGAACACGGAAUCCAACCCGACGGCCAGAUGCCCAGUGAUAAGACCAUUGGUGGCGGGGACGACUCUUUCAACACCUUCUUUAGUGAGACGGGAGCCGGAAAGCACGUGCCCAGAGCUGUGUUUGUUGACCUGGAGCCCACGGUCAUUGAUGAGGUGCGCACUGGAACCUACCGCCAGCUGUUCCACCCUGAGCAGCUGAUCACCGGCAAGGAGGACGCUGCCAACAACUACGCCCGAGGGCAUUACACCAUCGGCAAAGAGAUCAUUGACCUGGUGCUGGACAGGAUCCGAAAACUGGUGAGAAACCUCCGACUGAACCGCAAACACUCCACUUGCUCCACUUUGAAGUCCUUCCUUCUCUUUGACCAGGCGGACCAAUGUACCGGCCUACAGGGCUUCCUGGUGUUUCACAGCUUUGGUGGGGGCACCGGCUCUGGAUUCACCUCCCUCCUGAUGGAGCGUCUGUCCGUCGACUACGGAAAGAAAUCCAAGCUGGAGUUUGCCGUCUACCCAGCUCCCCAAGUAUCCACCGCUGUGGUGGAGCCCUACAACUCCAUCCUGACCACCCACACCACCCUGGAGCACUCCGACUGUGCCUUCAUGGUGGAUAACGAGGCCAUCUACGAUAUCUGCCGCAGGAAUCUCGACAUCGAGCGGCCUACUUACACGAAUCUAAACAGACUGAUAGGUCAAAUCGUGUCCUCCAUUACCGCCUCGCUUCGUUUUGACGGUGCGCUCAACGUUGAUCUGUCAGAGUUCCAGACCAACUUGGUGCCGUAUCCCCGCAUCCACUUCCCUCUGGCCACCUAUGCUCCCAUCAUCUCUGCUGAAAAGGCUUACCAUGAGCAACUAACUGUAGCGGAAAUCACCAACGCCUGCUUUGAACCGGCCAAUCAGAUGGUGAAAUGUGACCCCCGUCACGGCAAGUACAUGGCGUGCUGCCUUUUGUACCGUGGCGAUGUGGUACCCAAAGAUGUCAACGCUGCUAUUGGGACCAUCAAAAACAAGCGCACCAUCCAGUUUGUGGACUGGUGCCCCACUGGUUUCAAGGUGGGCAUUAACUACCAGCCUCCCACCGUGGUUCCUGGCGGAGACUUGGCGAAGGUCCAGCGGGCAGUGUGCAUGCUGAGCAACACCACCGCUGUUGCUGAGGCGUGGGCUCGGCUCGACCACAAGUUUGACUUGAUGUACGCCAAGCGAGCCUUCGUUCACUGGUACGUGGGUGAGGGCAUGGAAGAGGGAGAGUUCUCCGAAGCCAGAGAGGACAUGGCGGCCCUGGAGAAGGAUUAUGAGGAGGUCGGUGCCGACUCCAUUGACGACCAGGGAGAAGAAGGAGAGGAAUACUGAGUGGCGUCAACGCCGAUUUCCUACUCAUUUAAAACACCGCAGUUCAAUUAUUAUGGAUGAAAUCAGUGCUCUGUUUAAUUCUAAACAAUGUUUUAUACCGUCAUCGUAGUGUACUGUAAGUACCGCUGCUUUGAUAGAUGUGGAAAAUGCAAUUGCAUGAAAUUCAAUAAAGUCAAAACAUGUUC
Molecule: messenger RNA, 1962 nt
Organism: Hippocampus zosterae (dwarf seahorse)
Lineage: Eukaryota; Metazoa; Chordata; Actinopteri; Syngnathiformes; Syngnathidae
Gene: tuba8l2
Product: tubulin, alpha 8 like 2
Exons: 4
Coding region: 353-1777 (474 amino acids)
Biological process (GO): mitotic cell cycle; microtubule cytoskeleton organization
Cellular component (GO): microtubule; cytoplasm
Molecular function (GO): GTP binding; structural constituent of cytoskeleton
Source: RefSeq, a predicted model, not a curated record